Messenger RNA from Pieris rapae (cabbage white), 1194 nucleotides. Its product is annotated as zinc finger protein 841-like. Bases 1 to 1194 code for a protein of 397 amino acids. The record is from RefSeq and is a predicted model, not a curated record. Gene Ontology annotation, biological process: regulation of transcription by RNA polymerase II. Lineage: Eukaryota; Metazoa; Arthropoda; Insecta; Lepidoptera; Pieridae. Gene Ontology annotation, molecular function: RNA polymerase II transcription regulatory region sequence-specific DNA binding; DNA-binding transcription factor activity, RNA polymerase II-specific. The transcript is spliced from 5 exons. Gene Ontology annotation, cellular component: nucleus.
AUGCCCAAGUGUUUUAUGAAUUCCGUUCGGCCGUUAAGAGGAUUUUUCAUUCAUAAAACAGGUAAUAAUUUUGUAGAUGAAGUGGUAAAAUCAUCUCGAGGCCCAAAAAUGUCGCUAAAAAAACAGAAGACUCUUUUAAAAAUCAACGAAACCAUAUACAACGAUAAAGUACCAAUCUCCACGCGUUUUUAUCUCCAACUUUUAAAGAAAAGUCAAUUUCUAUCGCAUUUUACUGACAAUGAGAAUUACGACUACGCAUCUGAAAGCGAAAAGCCAAUUAUUUCAGAAUUAAAGAGAAAUAAUACGAACCAAAAACGAGAAACCGAUAAAUCCACGUACAAUCUACGAUCUUCCGAGAGAACGGUAAGAAAGGUAUUCUGCGAAAAGCCUAGAAGACGGAAAAAGAAGAUCACAGAAGCACAUGAGAAAACUAAUGAGAAAAAAAUAAUAAAAGAGCCUCUUGCACCAAUAAUAGAAGAGUUGAAAAGCAGGGAACCUCUUAAAAGUUCAUAUAAAGGAUCUGAAAUCGACAAAAUUGCAGAAAAGCUUAAAAGCUUGGUGCGCAGUAAUGAAGAAGAGAAGCUAACUAAAGAGUUGCUGUACUGCAAAGAGUCCUUUGAAAAGGAGAAUUUGGUUCCUGAUGGCAAUAAUACAGUCUUGAAAGAGGGGCUGCUACCUAAUAAAUCUUCAAUCGUCAAUAAAUAUAGUAGUAAUCGAAAAUUUAUUACAGAUUAUAAAUGUGCUGAAGAACGGCGUCCUAGACCAUGCCACGUUUGUUCCUAUUGCGGCAAAAGCUUUGAUAGGCCGUGGGUGCUCAAAGGACAUCUGCGCCUGCAUACUGGAGAGAGGCCAUUUCCGUGUCCAUACCCGCAUUGCGGUAGAACCUUCGCUGAUCGUUCCAAUCUUCGCGCCCAUCAACGCACUCGUGGUCAUCAUUCGUGGCAAUGGCGUUGCCAACAGUGCGGCAAAGCUUUCAGCCAGAACAGAUACUUGGAGAGGCAUAGAGCUGACGCAUGCAAAAAAUAUAAGCUAAAUACAAGGCAAGCCCACAGUGCAACUCUACCAAACAAAGAAAGCAUCCCACUUUACGGUGUUAUACGAAGAAAUGUACUUACGAAACCAGAUGUGAAUAUUUAUUGUAAAGAUUUUAAUGAAGAGCCAAUAGAUUUGUCGAUUCGAAAAAGAAUGGAUUGA